Vanessa atalanta (red admiral) is the source of this 1689-nucleotide messenger RNA. RefSeq lists its product as uncharacterized. Gene Ontology annotation, molecular function: nucleic acid binding. The transcript is spliced from 2 exons. Bases 1 to 1689 code for a protein of 562 amino acids. The record is from RefSeq and is a predicted model, not a curated record. NCBI's taxonomy places the organism in Eukaryota, Metazoa, Arthropoda, Insecta, Lepidoptera, Nymphalidae.
AUGAAUUUCGCGUCGAAUAAUGACACCGAUGAGGCCCUCGGAGCCGAUCGAGUGGUCGUUUCGGAUGCACCGGUGUCCGAGAGGAAUGUGCGCCGUGACAACGAGGAGGCAUCGGGGGCUAGUUCGAGCAGCUCAUCGGACAGCGAUGAUGAACCUCCACGAAAGAGACAUAACUCAGUUCCAGAUUUUCUUCAACCGGGGGACUGGAUGGUAAAGCUGGACAUUUCUCAGGCUUACUUUCACAUACCGGCAGCAAAAUCUCACCGACCGUUCUUAAGGAUCAGUUACAGCAAUCAGCUUUACGAAAUGAUGUGUUUGCCUUUCGGCCUGGCUUCAGCGCCGCAUCUAUUUUCUUCCGUAACAUGUUGGGUCGCGGAGACCCUACGUGCGAAGGGAUGUCGGGUUCUAGUCUACCUAGACGACUUCCUUUUGGUCAACCAAGACCAAUCCAAGUUAUGUCUUCAAGCUGCGGAAGCUGUGAGGCACUUGGAAUAUCUCGGCUGGCAAAUCAACUACCAGAAAUCAAUAUUAACACCGACUCGGGAUUUAGAAUACCUAGGUAUUCGAUGGCAAACUGCAAUCAAUACAAUGUCACUGCCAACAAAGAGGCAACACAGCAUCAACAGUACGAUAGACAGGUUGAUCGUAAGAGAUCGAAUCAACCUCAGAGAAUUACAAAGUCUGCUGGGACAGUUAAACUUCGCCAACUUUGUAAUACCUCGGGGCCGAUUGCAUUGUCGAAAAAUUCAAAUAUUCUUACGUCACUACGACAAGAACAGACCCCGACAAGCCCAGCCGAUUCCACAAGCUGUUUAUCGAGAGAUGACGUGGUGGCGCGGAGCCACACGUCACUCAACUCCUAUACACAAGAAGCCAGCAACCCAUUUCUUAGCAACGGACGCUUCAGACACGGGUUGGGGAGCCCAUCUAGACGGUAAACUAAUGUCGGGAGUGUGGUCAUCUCGUCAAAAAAGUUGGCACAGCAACAAAAAGGAGCUCUAUGCAGUGAUAGCAUCGAUCGAGUUGAAUGUGACAACAUUACAAAAAUCACAUGUCCUAAUUCAGUCAGACAAUCGGACCUUAAUUGCAUACAUUCGGAAGGAAGGGGGGACCAGAUCGUUAGCAUUACUAGCACUAACUUACAAACUCUUGAGCUUGACGGACAAGUUCAAGAUAAUCCUAUCAGCGCAUCACAUACCGGGACGGUACAACGUGAUAGCAGACAGACUAUCACAAGGAAAACAACCCGCAGAAUGGCAUCUCCUGCCUCGAGCAACCACCGAAGUUUUUCGGAAGUGGGGUCGCCCAGAGAUAGACCUGUUUGCGACAAAAGAGACUGCUGUGGUUCCCAAUUACGUAUCGAUAGACUGCAGAGAUCGAUCAGCAAAUUAUAUAGAUGCAUUCAGCAGACCAUGGGUCCAUCAACUGGCAUGGGUGUUCCCCCCUCCCGCCCUAAUACCCAGAGUCUUAGCACACCUGAACAAAGCAGUGGGAACAUAUUUGAUAGUCGCUCCGGAUUGGCCUCGAGCUUUCUGGCUCCAAGAUUUGAAAUCGAGAGCUUUAGACGUUCCGCACGAACUUCAGAACCUGACAGAGAACAUGAUAGAUGUAGUGACAUCGCGACCUCCACCGCAAGCAGAGACAUUGACCCUGAAAGUUUGGAAAAUUGGGGGUGGGGUGCCCAAAUAA